Messenger RNA from Ochotona princeps (American pika), 678 nucleotides. RefSeq lists its product as uncharacterized. The record is from RefSeq and is a predicted model, not a curated record. The transcript is spliced from 2 exons. NCBI's taxonomy places the organism in Eukaryota, Metazoa, Chordata, Mammalia, Lagomorpha, Ochotonidae. The coding region runs from base 7 to 678 and encodes 223 amino acids.
CUGCUCAUGUUUGCUCCGCCGCGGGCAAGCGGCCGCGCGCCCCGGCCGGAGAGGGGGGGGCGGGGAGGGGAAGGACGCGGGGCCCGGGCAGCGGGGGCGGAGGGGGAGGAGCAGCGGCGCACGGCCUCCGAGCUACCUUUCUCGCCACACGAUUGCCACACGCGGAGGGCACCGGGAUUCGGGGGGCGAGCGGGUGAGAGCAGGCCAAGGGGGACCACACAGCCCCCAACGCCCAGCUACCCACCCAACCGUAAGAAACAAACGAAGGCAGAGGAGCUGCAGACAGGGCGGCAGGAGUCGGGGCGAGAAGGCAAGGUGAGGGCCGGGGGACUUACUUUGCGAGGCGCGGUGCAGAGCGCUUGCCGAGCGGAGAGAAAGGCCCGGAUCCGGGCUGCCUGGGAGCCCCGCGAGCGCAGCUGUGUCAGGGCUCGAAGGCCGCGAGGCGCUGGCGGCGGCCCGAGGGGGACGGGGUCGGGGUCGGGGACGGGGGGGACGAGGACGGACGCGCGUGAGGCGGGCGCGGCGCGGUUGGGCUCUGCGCUGCGCUCCGGCUCGGCCCCGGCUCCGCGCGGCUCCGCUCCUGGCUCCCCUCUGGCUCCUGGCACCAACUCCGGGCAGUCACAUGACGCCGGCGCCGCUCGCUCUCUGCGAGCCUCCCGGGGCUGGCGGGGUAAGUAG